This is a messenger RNA of Hyalella azteca, 937 nucleotides long. RefSeq names its product apolipoprotein D. The transcript has 5 exons. Lineage: Eukaryota; Metazoa; Arthropoda; Malacostraca; Amphipoda; Hyalellidae. The coding region runs from base 12 to 599 and encodes 195 amino acids. The record is from RefSeq and is a predicted model, not a curated record.
AUCAUCCAGCGAUGUCACGUAAGGCAGCUUACGGAGUACUGGUCACGGUGCUCAGUUGGUCCAUCGCAUCUGCCGUUAUUUUACCAUUCGGCUGCCCCACUCAAGCAUCAGUGAAUUCUAAUGUCCUAAGCACAUACCUAACGGGCACCUGGUACGAGUACAGCAGGUACACGGGCUUCGGUAAAGCGUACCAAUGCCCCAGUGAAGCGUACAAGCCGGCAGCGACCGCAGGCCUCUAUGACGUCACGCGGACAUGGAUUUCAGGAUCUGGUGACGCCACAACCGUGAAGGGUCAGAUGAAGCAAGCGGUGCCAGGCGGACCAGAAGCUGUGCUGUCGCUCCUCUUCUCAGAAGCAGCCUACGAGGGCCAGCAAAACGCCAUCACUAAAGCGAACUAUCACAUUCUGGCGUAUGAGGUAUCUAAUUACGCCGUCGUGUGGGACUGCAUUAGCUUCUUCUUUUUCCACAUACAGACGCUACGCAUCCUGACACGAGUGCGCGUUCCAGCAGACGAAGUCGUCGCGGCGGCCUACAAACAAGCCAACGAUCGCGGCAUCAAAACUAACUUCCUACGCAAGAACCAACAAACCAACUGCUAGUUAUAUUGAUACUGCUAUUUCAGCGAUAUUUAUAUUAUUAUCAACAUCACGCAAGAACCAACAGACCAACUGCUAGUUAUAUUGAUACUGCUAUUUCAGCGAUAUUUAUAUUAUUAUCAACAUCAUAUUUGCAUUAUUAUUACGAAUAGGUAAAAAAUUUUAUUAAUAACUUUCUAUAAUAGGAUAACGUUAACUUCCAUGGGCUUCUGUACACUUGGAAUGCUACUAAGGAAGUAAAACUGGGUUAUUUUAUUAUUAAAGGUAAGAAAUUCCUACGCAAUGACCUAUUGAUGAGCCUAUGUUCGAAUUAAUAUUUAAUAAAAUCAUACUGAGCAUCA